AAGAGUGUCCAAGCGAAUUUUGAAGCUAAUUUUAGUCGUAUGUUUGUGGACGUGUUAAAAUUUUUGUGUUACGAGUUGGGUGUUUCUGAAACCGGUUCGAAACAGGACUUGGUGAAUCGUUUGGUUAGUGAGAGUAAAAGAAGGGAAGUUUCUGAUGAGUACAAUACUGGAAAAGGAAAGGUGUCAGACGGUAAUGAUGGUACGACUGCGGCUAUGUUCGGCGGUUCUGAUGUGUCAGAUUGUGAGCUAAAGAAUGCUCCUACAAGCAGUGCUACGGAAAAGAGGUUUGACGGAGGAAGGUUUAGUUACAACUUAAUGGGUAAUGACCAGCCUCAACAUAUUUCUUGGGCAUCGAAUAAGGCCCCUUGGCCCUCUGAGUUAGAGGAUAAUAUUUGGAAGAGACGUGAACUUUCUAAGGCUAGGAAUCAGUAG
This is a messenger RNA of Cetraspora pellucida, 432 nucleotides long. Lineage: Eukaryota; Fungi; Glomeromycota; Glomeromycetes; Diversisporales; Gigasporaceae. The record is from the annotation of a GenBank genome assembly.